Messenger RNA from Lineus longissimus, 5565 nucleotides. Its product is annotated as two pore potassium channel protein sup-9-like. The record is from RefSeq and is a predicted model, not a curated record. Gene Ontology annotation, cellular component: plasma membrane. Gene Ontology annotation, molecular function: outward rectifier potassium channel activity; potassium ion leak channel activity. The transcript is spliced from 2 exons. Gene Ontology annotation, biological process: potassium ion transmembrane transport; stabilization of membrane potential. Bases 1790 to 2884 code for a protein of 364 amino acids. NCBI's taxonomy places the organism in Eukaryota, Metazoa, Nemertea, Pilidiophora, Heteronemertea, Lineidae.
AUCUGUGGAUGCGAGACGAAAAUGGCGGUAUGGAGAGAUUACGUAGCUUGGCUUAUCGUAUAAAAAAUGUUACGGCCGGAGAAAGAGAAUUAUUCUAUGCGUGACUUUGGAUUUAUUUCAUAGGUACUCGCUGUACGCAUUUCAUACCUUUCUCAAUGGAUUAUUUGUAAAGCCGCUGCAGGUUUGCUGUGUGUGCGUGUCUGUAUAUUAUUGUAGAUCUCCGUAGUCGUAGUGUGUGUUGAAGAGCACAGGGCGGAUCGAUAAUCCUGUGUUCUGGGAGAGGGAUAUAGCCAUAGAGAUAGAAUACACAUAUUGGAAAGUGUAGAUGUUGUAGCCAGUUGGCUUUACGGUCAGAAAGGAUAACAUACACACUCAUGCAUUGGAAAUAAGAAGUGCUCGCUGGAUUUCUAGGAUUGUAAUUUUGGAUAUAAAGGUGCGUGUGUUCGGUUUCGUUGAGGAUGGUAUCUUGGGCAUAAUUGCAUCAUCAGAUACAAGGCGUCACACUAAAAUACUUCUUCCUGAUGACUUCUUCGAUUUCUUUAGAGCCUCGUGUUAAACACGAACUUAUUCCAAGCCCAUUCCUAAGCUCUUUACACGCAAACGUGUGUAUUAACACAUUCAUCGUUAACAUCGCCAGGUGUUGACUGCUCUGCUAGGUAUAGAGCAUUAGUGGUGUACGAUCACACAUGCUUCAUACAUUGUAAUAUACACGGUAUAGAUAAUUCACAGCUGCGAGAAAGUGAGAAAACGUGUACUUGAUAUUACAGCACCUUGUGUCCUGUAUGUUUUUCAUUCUCUACAACGAGUGAUAUACGUGUGCGCCCUGUAAUGAAAUAGAGGCUAGUUAUUCAACGGCUGAUGGCAAAACGACGCAGGACCUAUCAGGAAGCUGAAAACAUUGCUCUAGUUAACGUAUAGGCAAAAUGCAUAAAGUCGGAAUGCGUUUGACAACUCUCUGUAUUUACCAGAACGCAAACAAGAGGUAGUUCAUUGCGUAAAAGGGAAGAAAACGGGUUUAUUCAGCAAGAAACUGACCAAGCUUGUGCUUUUCAGAUGGUCCCACAAAACUGCGCAUGGUGGAGGAAUGAAUACACACUGCCAAAUAACGUUCUUUGACUGCUACACAAGCUGUUAGGGAUCAAUGAAUGAACCGUGAUCUCAUAAAAGCUAUAUUUAUAUUUAUGUAUUUACAACUCUAUAAAUAGCGAUUAACCAUCCUGAACUGUACAUAUUUUUCACAAUUUUACAUUGUCUGUCGUAAAUUGUCAUCAUUUCAUGUUAAACCUCAGUGCCAUCACAAAUACGUUACCAAAAGGUGCCUGCUGCUCAUAACUCUAUCUCUGAAAAUUUAUGCUGAUUGAACUCUCGUCAUCCGACGUCUGACUGAACCAGAAAGCUAUGCAUAUACCGUCUACCAGUUUGAUACACAAUGGAUAACAAGCGAGUUCAUGUAAACUCAAAUGCUUUCGAGUGCUGUCAAGGAUACAUUGGUAGCCUUUAAGAAGAACGGUUCAUUGCACUGCAUUUGAGGUAGACCAAGACAUUACCGAAGCGGUUGUAAUAAUAUCACUCAGUGUCCGCUGCAGUUUCGAAAAUAAUUACGGGGGCAACAAAUGGACACCUGCCCUUAGAAAGAUUCAUACAAAUUCGGAUUGCUGCACCUGGUGUUUAGAUCACUAAACCAGGGCUGGUCCGCGGAUACACACUUGAAGCCAAGCGUUGUUGGACAUUCAGUACUGGGUCGCGAAGCGACCUAGAUGUUCCAAAUGACCGGUUUGGGUGGCUAGAAAUGAAGAAGCAAAAUGUUAGAACUUUAUCUCUUAUUGUCUGUACCUUUACCUACUUAUUAGUUGGUGCUGCAGUAUUUGACGCCCUUGAGUCUGAAAACGAAGUGGAGGAAAAAGCGAAAUUGACGAAAGUUGAGGACGAUUUUAGAACAAAGUAUAACAUAACUGCCGAGGAUUUUCAGGCUAUUACGAUAAAUGUGAUAAAGUCUGUGCCACACAAAGCAGGAAUACAGUGGAAAUUUGCCGGAGCUUUUUAUUUUGCAACAACAGUCGUCACAACUAUAGGUUACGGACACAGCACGCCGAAGACAGUCGGAGGAAAAAUGUUCUGCAUGGCCUAUGCCCUCCUUGGCAUUCCGCUCUGUAUCGUCAUGUUCCAGAGCAUUGGAGAACGACUCAACACCUUCGUCACCUUCGUGCUAAAACACACCAAAAAAUGCCUAAAGUUAAAAAAUUCCGAAGUAUCUCAAACAAAUCUUAUAAUCGUCGGAGCAAAUUUGUGUAUAAUAGUGCUAACUGCGGGCGCGGCGGCGUUUUCUUCUUACGAGGGCUGGACUUAUAUUAAUUCUAUAUACUACUGCUUUAUAACUUUAACUACAAUAGGCUUCGGUGAUUACGUUGCAUUGCAAAAGGAUAGAAGCUUGCAGAAGAAGCCAGAGUACGUUGCCUUUAGUUUAAUUUUCAUCCUUUUUGGAUUGACUGUUGUGUCGGCCGCCAUGAAUCUAUUAGUGUUAAGGUUUUUAACGAUGAAUACGGAGGAUGAACGAAGGGAGGAACUAGAAGCCGCAGCGGCGGCUCGAGGUGCUGUACGGUUGGAGGGUGACGUGAUCACAGCAAACGGUAGCGUUAUUUCUGGUGUACAAGAACAGCCUGAGUUUAGUGACCUCACGUCCGUUUGUUCAUGUUCGUGUUAUAACUUCCGCAGUAGUAAAAAACAUAGGUACACGGUAACGCGUUCCCCAGGAAAAAUCCAGCAUCUUCUGCCAAUGCAACCAGUGUCAACGUCAGGUGUAAGGGACGAGAUCUAUAGCUUUUCUGACGAUACUAACUCAAUUAUUCAGUAUCAAAUGUACAGUAAAAAACGGGCUUCGAUAUGACAAGAGUUUCAGACAACAUUUUAGAGAAACCUUUAUUCACAAUAUUCUUCUUGGUGGUGCUCGUUGGACUGGACCAAUCGUCUGCUGAGAAUUGUGUUGCGUCAUCACACUGAUAUUUUUUAUCAAGUGACGGUUAAUUUCACAAAGACGAUGUAUGAAUCCAAUCAGGAGUUCUAUUUGCGGGUAUUCCUUUGGCAGUUAAACACUAACGUCUUAUUUUAGUUGAUAUUGAAUCUUGAAUAUUCAAUAUCCAUGGCUCUUGCCCUCGGUGAGAUUAUUGCACGAAAUGGUGUCCAUUUCCUUAAUUAUAUGGACAAAUCAUGCAUCCACCGAACUAACUCUUUGUGGUGCACUGCGAGCGAUGAUUCACCGUUAUUCAAUUUUUUUGAACAAAGAUGUCAGUAUUGUGGUAUAGUCCGAAAAGUACCGCAAGUUACUUCGUCUAUUAAAUGCAAUGUUCCCGAUCUGCAGUGUUCCUUCGUGUUUCGGCAGAAUUCUAUAGACUAAUUUUUUUUUUCCUUUUCUUCGGCCAUUGUACAUAUACCGUAAAGUCCUAUUUGCAUGCAAGGCAGAGAUUUGAUCAUUGACCUCUGAAAAGGGGAGGGUAAAAUACAUACCUUUUCAUUGCAUAAUUUUAGUAAAGUCUAGUAAAAGGCAUAGUCAUGCUACCUAGGCAUUGUCAUGUUUUCAUCGCUCGCAGCGCCGUACAUGUACACUCAUGGGACAAACGUAUUCGUCGGUUGUGACGUUGUCACCGUCGCGCGGAGUGACUCGACGGUGCUUUAUGCAGCUUCGCACAAAAUACCUCCGAGGCUCAAAAACUUUUGAAUUUGUGUAUUUAAGGAGAGCAGAUAAAAACAACCUCUAGGCUAAUAUUAAUUUCAUGAUUGUAUCAUGUGAAGUGCAGAUAACCGAUCAACUUAAACAAAUCACUUCAAACCUCGCCAAUUUUCAACAGACAUAUCUUUAUUCUUGAAACUUCGCGAUAAUAUGUAAUAUCAUUAAUAUCAGUUUUCUUAAUCUUAAAUUUUUUUAAUCUUGGGGCUUAAAGCUUUUUGUGGUGCCAAAAAUGAGCCGCUUGUGUGCCGGUAAGGAGAUAUGAUAGCAAGAUCUCCAAAAGUGUGUGAAAUUCAAACAUAGCUUCCUCUUUCCAAAUAUAUUUACUUCGUACAAGUUUGCUGAGUUUUAUCACCCCAAGCUUUUCAAAUGAACAGACUUGCAUUGAAAAGGUUAAAUUCAAUGUGUCGAAUACUAUGUCCCGCGACUGUGUAUCUCCGUCCAAUGGCAAAAGCUAAAGCUUGCAUCAAACAGAAGUUUAGGAAUAACUGCCAUGCGAAUUAAAAUACGUCUUUAGUAAUAGGGUUUGGAUGGUUUUAUCAAAAAUUACUGACUGACAAAAAUGUUUAUGAUCCUCCAUGCCAUGUUUAAAACCCACUGUGAUAGCUGUUUUCACCCGUCAGACGUAAAGGAAACAAACAAAGCAGUAAGUUAUUUUAAUGCAUUUGGUACCUGGCCUACUGUAGUUAGGAUACUCCAUCUUGUUUGCUAAGUUUUCCUUCUGUCGAUUAUGAUGGCAGUCAUGGGUAUGAUUGAUCAAAACAUAGGAGUCCCAGAAAGGAUAUUUCGUUUCACAUUGACGAGGAUUGACGAAAUUAUCCAAACUAGGUUUUCUCCUGGUGUACUGCUUUUGAUAUAUGAAUCUCAACACAGUAACAAUUUGAUGUUCCUAACAGUGAUGAGGCAAUGGAGAAAGCAUAUCACGAAUAUGCGUGCAGAGAUUCGUACCCGAUAUCUUCCAAUUUAUAUCCGUUCUCAUUGUCAUCUUUAAGUCAUGCAGUAUCCGUUAGUACUGAGCCUUUACUUUUGUAAGGUAUGAGUCAGGUGGCCACAGUCACUGUUCUAAGAGAGUGUUUAGCUAAAUAUCUUGAUUAACUAAUCAUUUUAAGGACAUUUGUUGCUACAGAGUUCUUGAGCGUAGACAGCAAACAUGGAUAUGGAUGGGUACAGGACCAACUCUAGAUGAAUGUAAAAGAAAUAAAAUCCACUAUAUCCAGAAGGUGAUGAAACAAAGCCAUUUCAUACUAGUCCUUAAAAUUGUAGAAAAGCAAUUAUGAGGAAUUGACGAAUCAGUUUCAGUGUCACUUGCAAGGAGGGUUAAAUAUAUAAGUUGACCGAAGUGAUUUUGAUCAGAUGUUGUGUUAGUACAGGAAAUGAAGAAAAAUCACGACUUUUCAACAAAUCAUGCAUAAACUCAGGGCGUGAUUUGCCAUUUAGAUCAGUAAACCCAAUGGGUUAACAAUGACCUAACAAUUGGGAAGUUUACAUUGAAGGGCUCUUUAGGAAUGCUUUUGGUUUAUCAUCUGAUUACAAGAUAAUCUGUGGGGUUUUUUUACGAUAAUCUGAAAUACAGUCGUAUGUCGUAAUCAUAUAUGCACUCUAUACCAUUCGUGCCAAGAAAAUGAUUGGGUUAUCAAGAGCCUUAGUUAAACAUGACCUGUGAUGGGUUUAGUCCUAAAUUAGCUAAAUGAAUGUUUAGAGUUACGCGUCUGUAAGUUAGUUAGUAAAAUUCAGCACACACUGCGAUGUCGAUACUAAUUGUUUGUGCUUAAAACUUCAUGCAUCUUGCAUUGAUAAUUUUUGUGCUAUGCCAAAAAUAAAAACGCAAGUUCAAUUUCGCAAUA